GCUCCCGAACCGGCAGCUCCCAACGCAUCGCAAGAGACGCCUGCAGGUACGGCAGAGCCAGAGAUGCCAGAGUUGAGCUCCAACGCUGUGACCUUCACCUUCCAGCUGUCGGAUGGCAGCUUCAAGAACAUCAGCUUCGAUGCGAAGCCGGUGGGUAUUGACUUUUUCAAGACCACUCCUAUGCGUGUCAAGCUCGUCGCGCCCGAUUCCUUGGCAGAGAAGGCAGGCGUCCUCCCCGGCUGGGUCCUGACCCACUCGCAGGGCGAGCCACUGCCGUUGGACUUCAAUGCAGCUAUCCUCAAGCUCUCUCUAGAUCUCAAACACCUCAAGCUGGUGCGCUGA
This is a messenger RNA of Symbiodinium sp. CCMP2456, 342 nucleotides long. The record is from the annotation of a GenBank genome assembly. Lineage: Eukaryota; Dinophyceae; Suessiales; Symbiodiniaceae.